Trichosurus vulpecula (common brushtail) is the source of this 2181-nucleotide messenger RNA. RefSeq names its product BTB domain containing 18 (gene BTBD18). Gene Ontology annotation, biological process: positive regulation of transcription elongation by RNA polymerase II. The record is from RefSeq and is a predicted model, not a curated record. Lineage: Eukaryota; Metazoa; Chordata; Mammalia; Diprotodontia; Phalangeridae. Bases 1 to 2181 code for a protein of 726 amino acids. Gene Ontology annotation, molecular function: protein binding. The transcript has 2 exons.
AUGUGCUCUCCUGAGAACCCCAAAAUCCUCUACAGGAACCCCAGGCUUCUCAGGUUAGCUUUUCUCCAGCUCCAUCACCAGCAGCAGAGUGGCGUUUUCUGUGAUGUCCUUUUGCAGGCAGAAGGUGAGGCGGUCCCAGCUCACUGCUGCAUCCUCUCGGCCUGCAGCCCCUUCUUCACUGAGCGCCUCCAGCAGGAGCGACCUGCCCAGGGCCGAAAGGUGGUGUUAGAGUUGGGGGGCCUGAAGAUCGGGACUCUUCGAAAGCUGGUGGAUUUCCUCUACACCUCAGAGAUGGAAGUCUCCCGGGAAGAAGCCCAGGAUGUACUGUUAGCUGCCCGCCAGCUUCGAGUCUCAGAGCUGGAGUCGCUACAGCUGGAAGGUGGAAAGCUGGUUCGGGCAGCACAGGGCAGACGCUUAAAUCGAGAAUGCUUGCAGCCCCCACCUACUGCCCCAAUCUCCGCCCGGGUGGUCGGGCCUAGCCGCCAACCCCAAACUCCCCUGCCUCCUCCCCAGGCUGCCUGUCCCCCUGAGGCCGGGAAGCUGAAGCUUUUGGGGAAAGAGGAGGAUCCCCAGGAGGAAAGCAGAGGGCAGGGCACAGAGAACUUGUCAGAGAUGUCAGGCCCCUUCCCCAUUAAAGGGAAAGCCAGGAUCUGCCCUCCCACACAAACGGAAAGCUCUUCACCUAAGAACCAGGGUCAAGGGCCCAAGGAGAACAGGAGGGUGCCGGGCCCUGUAGCUGCUGAGCUUUUCCCACCCAGCCCCAUUGUGGAUGAACCUCUGUUGCCCAGGAAGAUUAGGCUAAGCCGCUCAAAACUCUCCCCUGAUGUUUGUCCAGCCAAGUCCAUCAGUACCGUAACAGGAACCAGUACAGCACCCACGCCACCCAGCCGCCGUCUCUGGAGGCAGAAGACUUUGAGCAAGGAGGUCACAGAAGAGGAGCAGGGGCCAGGAAAAGCCAGCCUUCUGGAGGGGACCUCUAGUCCUUCCCUUCCAAUCAAGAUGGGUGGGAAUAAGAAGCGGAGCCCUGAAGCUAGGGCACCUAGCUCAGACUCUGCAGAGGAAGGACAGGUUGGACGGGUCAAGCUUCGGAAGAUUGUCAAUGGCAGCUGCUGGGAGGUGGUCCAGGAAUCGCCUUCCAGGGAUUCUCAAGAGAGCCAACAGACCCCAGGGCUGGGGGGAGAAUCCGGAGAGGAGACUCAGGGACCUGGGAUGGUCCUCAUGGAAGAAGAGGAUAAGCCAUCUGUUGAAAUUGGUCUGUGCCCAUUGAAUUCCCCAGCUUGUUCCAGGCUCCAGGAGACACUGAUGCCUACCAGUCAGUUUCCAGACCAGGCAGUGGUGAAAUCAGAAUUUCCAGACAUCCCUGAUAUGGUAGGGAAAGCAGCUCUGUUGGGUGGAGAUUGCAGAGAGCCGUAUGAGUUUGUUCCUGCCUUGUUGGGUCAGCCUUGUGAGGCAGAGGAAUACCGAAUCACCAGCGCUGCUGCAACCAGCGAGCUAGAGGAAAUCUUGGACUUCAUGCUGUGUGACUCGGACAUUGGCCCUUCUGUAGAUUCCCUGGAGAGUCCCAGGGCUGGAAACUCGAGAACUCCCACCUAUCCCCUGACUGAGCCCGAUAAGAACUGGGUAGAAGGAGAAGAGUGGUGUUUACCAGACGUGGAGCUGUGGCCAAGAGAGUUUGCUGGAUUGGAGAAGGACUCGGUUAAAGUCAGAGAGGAUAAGGGGUCAGUAGAGCCUCUUAGCCCCCUUGUGGCCUCUCACGUGAGUGAAGGGGAAGGACUAGCUGUGUCCACCACAUGGACUUCAGAGCCUGGAUCUACCAGCCCCCAACCAGAAAGGCAGGGAGAAAAAUUACUCUGCACAGGGUCUCCUGUCCAUUUUCAUGCACCUUAUGGAGACUUGUCGCCUCCCUGCUCCAGCUGGGUGGAUGCUAGUUUUGGGAAACCCUCUGUCACUGAUGAUACUCUGUACCCUGAAGGAGACCCAGUAGUGGCAUGCCCAGAGAUCAAGGAAGAGGAGCUUGAUAACUCAGAGAAACUGGGACUGUCUCCUGGUAGCCUAGAGGAAGAGGGGGAGAUUGAUGUAGUGGACUGGACGGCACAGGUCGGGCAGGUGCCCUUCCAUGGCCUCUCUGUGUGGCCUGACCCCUCCUCGGAAUCAGAAACAGAGGUGGAUGUCUUGACGUAG